AUGGCUACAUCAUCCAAUACAGUUGUACAGUCGUCACAAACAUCAGCUGGAAGUAACAGGACCAAGGAGUCUGCAUUGGUUGAAGCUUUGGAGAACACAAUAGACGUUAAUAUGGAUUUUAAUCAACAAGAUAAGAAGCUAUUGGUGGAAGAUCGAGACAAAGAUGCUGCAUGUGCCAAUGGAAAGACACAUGAUGAUGAUGAUAAUGAUAAGAAGACCAUGAGACGACAAGCUGAGACCGCGUCUGAGACGUCAAGGAAAUUAAUGGAACAAGCAAAACGUCGAUUGCAAAUUCAGAUACAAUUUGUGACGAACGCAAGACGCAAAAUUCUGGAUGAGACACAUCCGGAUAUGGUAGAGAGGUUGAAAGUGGCAGCCCAUGAGCGUGAUCAUCUAUUGCAUGUGGCAAAACAGCGGUAUGAGUAUUUCAAACAUGGUACAGCCGUGAUUUACAAUUAUGAGUGUGAUGAGGCCAAUUCGGAGUAUGAUUUGCAAUGUGAGAAGCUGCGUCAGGAUAUGCUCGAUGAGAUUCAGCAUGAGAUGGAGAUUCUCAAUGAUCAGUGUAAGGGUGGCCAUAGCCACGCUCGGACAACGACGCGCAAAACCCGGAGUACUCGUACGAAAACUGGCCUGGAAGCAGGUUUGGUUGUACCAGACGUCGCACAAAAGAACAAGAAACGCGCAGGUUACGUUUUUCAGCCGCUUGAGAACAAGUUGGGUCAGUCAGAAAUCGACCACGAUGUGCGCGAGCUCACGAAUGUGUAUGAGGCUACGAAGAAGCGACGCAUGGACUUUGAUAUUGAUUGUGGAGUGACUCCCGUGGCUAAAUUCUACCGGAAUAAGUUUUUAUACCGAGACUGGAUCUUUCAAGAAGGCGAUGAGGUGUAUGUACUUAACUACCCUGCAUCCAGUGAGUAUGCAGCUCUCAUUUGUGGUAUUUCACCCACGGAACUUCUCGUUCUUUCGGAGAAAGGAAAGCACUAUCGCUUAAUCAUUAUGGAUAUCCGGCAGGGUCGUGUCGUGCUCACUACGCUGUCAUCAGAGCAGACCGCCUCCCGAGACGAUCUCGGCGAUGCAAGUUCUUAG
Peronospora belbahrii is the source of this 1086-nucleotide messenger RNA. The record is from the annotation of a GenBank genome assembly. Lineage: Eukaryota; Oomycota; Peronosporomycetes; Peronosporales; Peronosporaceae.